This is a messenger RNA of Vanessa tameamea, 2321 nucleotides long. Its product is annotated as centromere/kinetochore protein zw10-like. Lineage: Eukaryota; Metazoa; Arthropoda; Insecta; Lepidoptera; Nymphalidae. Gene Ontology annotation, cellular component: RZZ complex. Gene Ontology annotation, biological process: mitotic spindle assembly checkpoint signaling; endoplasmic reticulum to Golgi vesicle-mediated transport. The record is from RefSeq and is a predicted model, not a curated record. The transcript has 4 exons. The coding region runs from base 115 to 2307 and encodes 730 amino acids.
UAAAAUUCGAACCGAUUUUUCUAAAUAAAAUUUAAUUUUCAAGGGACAAACUGGAAAUAGCUAUUUUGUUUUUUUUUGUGUUAGUAAUUUGUUAUUAGCUUUAUUGUAAAGAUAAUGAGUUUAUUAAGUGCUGUUCUAUUGGAAGCUGACAAAGCUACUUCGAAAGAUAUAAAAAAAUAUCUCGAUGAGUUAAUACCGAAAUUAAAAGAUCUCACUGAAAGAGUGCAAAUGUUAUCCUGGUCGUUACAACAAAAUUUUAUCGACACAUACUUACAUUUUACACCCACAAAAAGUUUGGAACAAUUAAAUUACAAAAACCGGAAAGCGAACAUACUCUCCGACUAUUUGAAAUUCAUACAAGAAGUUACAUUAUUUGAUAAUAAAUUUGACAACAAAGACGCAAUAAUUGAAGAUUUUAAUAAUAACCGUAAAAAGUUAGAAAAAUCUAUUAGUAAUUUUCACGAUCUUUGUAUUGUUGCUGAAGGAAAAUGGAUAUUAGAUACAGCAAAUCAUGAAUUUGGUAGAUUUAAUUACACUGAAGCUAUACUAAGUAUUAAGGAGUUGCAAAGCAAAUUGCGUGAACUAAAAUUUGAAGGGAAUGGAAACAAGGCACUUACUAAUGUAACUGCUCAAGCAGACACCCAGUUAGCAAUAUACACAGCCCAGUUGAGCAUUGAAUGGGAAGAUAUAUUUACUUGGUCAGAAAAAAAGGGAAUAAAUUGUGUUAUAUAUUCACUGUCAGUACUACAGUGUGACCCAAACCUUAUACAGAAAAUUUUAAAAUCUUUAUAUGUUACCGAGAGAAUGAAUGCAGAGCUAGGUAAAUUUUCACAUUUCUUUAUAGAUAAAUUACUACACAACGUCAUCAAGUACAACUGCGAAAUAUUCACAGAAGACCCGAUCGGAGCAUUGGUGUUCAACAUUAAGAUAGAUCUGAACGAAAGAAAUAAACCGAAUUUCCAAACAAUAUUUAACAAUUUAACGGCAAUAUUUGAGUUCCUCCAAUCAACAUUAGGUACUCAGAUGGAAGCUGAUAAGACUUUCAUUGAAGUAUUUUCUGAUUGUAUCCAAGAUCAAUUUUUCAAUAAAAUAAUUGACAACUGUAUUAGAAAUAAUUUGCCAUCAUGUGACAGCAGUUACGAGAAUUACAAGAAUAUCGUUGUAGAAUUGGAUUCAUUCAAUAAAUUCUUAAUUGAACUAAAAUUUGUUGAAGCAAGUGAAUCGCCACUUAACAAAUUCAUAAAUGAUACUGAAUGUGUCUUAUAUAAUAAAAAAUGUGAUAAAUUAUUGUCUGAUGUACGUAUAAUGUUAAACAAUAGCCUCUCACAUGGUAGUAUAACAGUAGGUAGUAGUAAUGAAAUAGAAAAUGACUCAAUAUUAGACGUUACGCAAAAAGAGUUUGUAUAUGAUUUGAACAACCCUCUCUUUUUGCCAAAAUGUGUAGUAUCACAGAAUGUUAAACAGAUCAUGUCUUUGAUUGUGGAACAUUUAGAGGAGAGUGUGAAACUCCCAGACAAGUAUAGCAAUCAGUUGGUUAUGUACAUAAAAGACAUUGCAGUCAUGUAUCAAUGUAUAGUACCCAAGAAAUUUAAAGUUAAUUUAGAAUGCUGUCCUCUAGAUAUAGCUCUAUUUUUCAAUAAUUGCUUUUACCUGGCACAUAGUCUGGUUGGUCCACCCUGGAAGAUUACCAUGCCAGCCCCAUUAGCUGAUCUCUUGAACACAACUCUUCUAGAAUGUAUACAAGACCUAAGAGUGCUGGGCUUGGAGAAAAUGUCUCUCUUCUUGCAGUUUCAGAAAAAUGUUAUAAUAAAGAAAAUAGAAGCAAAUGAACUGCCCUGGACGUAUGAAUCAUAUGAAACCUUUGACUGUGCUGUUAACUAUGCACUCACAUUAAUGCAGGAAUUGAAAGAUAUGUGGUACAAUGUUUUACCCAGCCGCAUGUAUGAGCUGUCCAUAUGCACACUUAUAUUAGCUCUAUGUCAAUCUAUGCUCGAUAGAAUAUUUGCAGACUGUAAGCCCAUUUGUGAGGAUUUGGUUUAUAUGCUGGCGGUGAGAUUUGAAGACACAAUUGCAGAAAUUACAACAUUAUUUGAGGGUCCUAUCAAGUUCGAAAACAAGAUCAAUGUCUGGAGCAAGUUCUUAAAGAUGCCGCAGUUGUUAAAGGCGCAGAUGCUAGAAAUUGCUGAUCUUUGGCAUAAAGACAAGGAAUUGUCUCAGAGUUAUGCUUGCGAAGAUAUAAGACUUGUCAUCAAAAUGAGGUUCCCUGAUGAUAAAUAUAGACUAAAAAUAUUAAAAGAGAUACAAUAAAUUAUUUAUUAUUA